AUGAUCAAAAUUGGUCUUGGUCUUGCAGUCUCGCAAGACUCUUGUUACAAGACCAAGACCGAGACCAAGAUGGUGUUGGCACUGGCAAGACCAAGACCAAAACAAUACCAACGCUGCAAGACCAAGACUAAAACAAGACUAGCACUGCAAGACUCUAGCAAUUUUUUUUUCUACCAAAAACACAUUAGUGGAUCUAGAUUUAAUUAA
Molecule: messenger RNA, 207 nt
Organism: Cinara cedri
Lineage: Eukaryota; Metazoa; Arthropoda; Insecta; Hemiptera; Aphididae
Source: the annotation of a GenBank genome assembly